UCAGUUGGAAUUCCACAAGUGAAAAUGCCAAGUGGAGCAACAAACUCUGCUAGUGUUUUUACGUCCACCCAGCUUAGCUACCUGCUGUGAUCUGGUGCCAAGAUCUAACCACGCUGUCACCGACACUAAAUGUGUGAAAUGCAACAACUAGAGCCCUUCCAAUGCCAGGUCCACGUGGACAGAAAGACGGAGAAGAAGCAGGACUGGUCAUUCACGCUGUACAACUUCGAUGGCCACGGAAAAAUCCGGAGAGAGGAAGUGGCCAACUUGUUUCAAACCCUGUAUGAUGCUGUAGGGUCAUCGCUGAAGUUGCCCCUGAACGGGAGAAAGACCCUGAAGCUGCGACUUUCGAUUGGUCAAGACAACAGCCAGCUGGAGGCCGACACGGCUGCACAGAGAGACAAGGACAACGGGGCCCCGCUGACGAAGAAGAAGGCCAAAUUGAAGAGCAUCGGUGUGAGUGGCCGAGACGAAGACAACGCAGGGUGGAAGGAGAUCGGUCUGGACAACAAACUGACCACCGCUGUUGACCAGAGCGCGACCAAAGUCAACAACUAUAUCGUCGCUGCUGAUGUGGAGGCUGUGAAGGAGAGCAGCCGGUCAAAGCUUCACGGCGGGGGCCGGUUGUCGAGUGCAACCAGCCUUGGUCAUCGGUUGGUGUUGAGUUGCCAGGAGCAACGGAGAUUGACCGAGUUGAUCCAAGAGAACAUGUUAAGAAACCAACAACAACAGAUGACAAGGAAGCUGCCCGAAACCAGCCAAGAGCACCAUCAACCACACCAUCAUCAUCAUCACCACCACCACCACCAGCGGCACCGCUACCAUCAUCACCACCACCACCACCACCACCACAGAGAGGGCAAGAGGCACAAGCACAGCGGCACGAGGAAGCAGGGCAUCGAGAACCAGGAUCCAUGCCACAACAUCAACAACAACAACACCAACAACAAUGAUGAGGAUGAUAACAACAAGAGGGAAGAAGAGGAGGACGUGGCUGAGGAGAGGAGGAGGAGGAGGAAGGGCGGUAACUGCUUGGACCUUGCUGGAUUAGAUCCCGGUACCACGUCCAUCGUGGAACAGAAGAACCACCAUCAACAGCAGCAGCAGCAGCAGCAGCGUACAAGGCUCCACGCGACAAUUACACUUCCGUGUGCCACAAACGCGCCCACGGUGAAUGCCUGCAGAGAUUCUGUGGUGGCGCCGCUAAUGCCGACGUGCACCUACGACGCCGUGAUCAAGUUCGGCCCCGGGUGUGGCGCCCCGACGCUCCACCUCGUGCCUCGGCCCGACGCGUGCACCGCGAGUGCGCCGCAUCACGCGGCGCAUCCUCGCUCGCAUCCGCAUCCGCAUCAUCCGCCACCGCUCCCGUUGUCGCUCGCGCUGCCCGACCGGUGUUGUCGCGGGGCCGCAGUGGGGAAGAAGGCAGAACAGAACUACGAUAUUGCCGACGGCGGCGGAGGUGGUGGUGGUGGUGGUGGUGGUGGUGGCGGUGGCGGCCAUGUAAAAGACCCAGAUGAAGAGGCGAGGAGGAGGAGGAAGAAGAAGAGAAAGGAAGCAAAAAAAUUGCUCAAUGAGAAACAAGCAGCGGUGACAUCUGGUUGCUACGACGACAACAACAACAACAAUAACAGCAACGGCUGCUGUUGCUCCAGCUGGCCAGAAGAUCACAUGGAUCCAGUGGUCACAGUUCCGGGCGGUGGUCUCAGCGGUGGUGGCCACGUUAGGUGCAAGGCGUGCAGUAGAAAGUGCCACAAGAACGCUACCAAGCACAACGUGGGGAGCAACUGUUGUUGCGCCGCCUCGAACAAGCGCCACACCGAACCGGCGGACACCACAAGCCACUUGUACAACAACUGCAACACCAACCACAACCACGGCAAUCGCAGCAACAACAACAACAACAACAACAAUAACAACAACAGCAGCAAUUACAGUACGAACUCGCAUCAGCGUCAUCACCAUAGUAACAACACAACCACCACCGCCACCACCACCACCACCACCACCACCGCCGCGAAUAACAACAGCAGCAACAACAUGAAUGGUGGUAAUGGUAUGUGCAGUGAUAGGUGGGUUACCAUGCAGAAUGAGAUAAAUAAGUGCAAGGUGUUGUCGAACGGCGGCAGCAAGAUGUGCACCGAGUGUUUGUGCAGCAGGUGCUUGCGGCAUGCAGGUCGGGUGCGUUCUGGCGGGGGUGGGGAGAGGGUGGCUGCGAAUCUGCCGUCGCACGGCACGGAUGCGACGGAGAGGAAGCAGGGUGCAGCAGCGACCUCGUUGCUACAGCAUGGGCAGAGGCCGUCGCCGAUGGGCAGCGUGUUGCCGUUGGCAGCGGCAGUGACCAUGACAACGGUGGGAGCAGCAGUGACAACAUCGUCGUUGACAACAGCGACUACAGCAGCAAUUUCAGCGGUUGCUACGACAACGCCAAUAUCAUCAUCAUUAUCAUCAUCAUCAUCGCAUGCAUUUACAGUGACUGCAGCAGCAGCAACGACAACAACAACAUCAGCGCUUGCGACAAUUGCAUCCACAGCAGCAGCAGCGACCACGACGACAACAACAUCAGCAACAGCCGAUGCACACUUGCAUCACCAACACCACCACCACCAUCGCCGACACCACCACCACCACCAUCGCCACUCCCACCGCCACUGCCACCACGCUGGAUGCAGCGAAGCGUAUCCAUCGCGGGGGGGCAGCGGCAGCGGCGCCGACGCAUGCGCAGAGUGUGGCCCCGUGGUGGCCGUGCAGCAUGCAACAAACCCCGAGCAAGUGCUUGCUCCGUUGCAUCCAAUGGUGCAACGAGAACUUCUGCAACCACUGCACAACAGCAGCGAACAGCACCAGCAGCAGCUAUUGCUGGUGCAACAUCAUGAACAUCGCCACAUCCACGAGUACCAUCACCAUCACCAUUACCACCACUACAACCAGCCAUAGAGACUACGUCACUGUUAAACCACCGUCUCCACCAUUAGCGCCGCCGACCCGUGUCACAUGUGGCUUGCAACGUAACAUGUCACAUAUUUUCAAUUUCAAUUUUAAUUCGAUUUUUAUUGGCUCAAAAAGCAAAAAGCAAGGCCAUGUAAGGGGACAGGGAGUUAUGUACAGGGAGGGUGGUCAUACAAAGAG
This is a messenger RNA of Octopus sinensis (East Asian common octopus), 3126 nucleotides long. Its product is annotated as GATA zinc finger domain-containing protein 7-like. The transcript has 5 exons. NCBI's taxonomy places the organism in Eukaryota, Metazoa, Mollusca, Cephalopoda, Octopoda, Octopodidae. The record is from RefSeq and is a predicted model, not a curated record. Bases 130 to 2934 code for a protein of 934 amino acids.